CGAGGCUGCGUUCGCGCCACGGCCCACGGCGGCCAUGAGGGACCACCCCAGCGGCACGGCUGGCCGCUCAGCCCGGGCGGCAUCCACUGACAAGCAGUGCGACGACCAGCCGCCAGUUGCUGGGCCCACUUUCUCCCCCGGCUGCCGCCGCGCGGCGGGCGCCGCCCUGGCGGCCCGGCUGCACAGCGACAGCAAGUCCGCUUCGCAGCCUCCCUUGUCGGACUCCGCCAGGCCCGCGGGCAGCGGCCGCGCGGUCGGCGCCCUCCUGGCGGCAAAGCUGCGCAGCGACGGCCCGGUCGCCGCGCAGCCCACCCCGUCGGAUUCUCCUGCGCCCGCGGGCUGCGGCCGCGUGGCCGGCGCCCUCCUGGCGGCAAAGCUGCGCAGCGACGGCCCGGCCGCUGCGCAGCCCACCCCGUCGAAUCCUUCUUCUCCCGCGGGCUGCGGCCGCGUGGCCGGCGCCCUCCUGGCGGCAAAGCUGCGCAGCGACGGCCCGGCCGCUGCGCAGCCCACCCCGUCGAAUCCUUCUUCUCCCGCGGGCUGCGGCCGCGUGGCCGGCGCCCUCCUGGCGGCAAAGCUGCGCAGCGACGGCCCGGCCGCUGCGCAGCCCACCCCGUCGAAUCCUUCUUCUCCCGCGGGCUGCGGCCGCGUGGCGGGUGCCCUCCUGGCGGCGAAGCUGCGCAGCGACGGCCCGCCGACCGCGCAGCCUGGCCCGCCGGAUUCUUCCGCUCCGGCAGGCUGUGGCCGCGCGGCGGGCGCCCUCCUGGCGGCGAAGCUGCGCAGCGACGGCCCGCCGGCCGCGCAGCCCACCCCGCCGGACUCCCCCGGCCACCCAGGCUGCAGCCGCGCGGCAGGCGCCACCGCGGCGGCCAGGCGCCACAGCGACAGCCAGCCUGCGGCGCACUCCACGCCCCCCGACUCCCCUGGCGGCCGCCCGGCGGGCGCCGCCCUGGCCGCCCACAUCCGCUCCAGGGCCCUCGACAAGGCCCACUCCAGCCGCCAGGGCUCCAAGGGCUCCAGCGCCGCGCCCGAGGAGCGCGCCGGGGCCCCCGCGGCGCGGCGCGCCUCGCACGGGAGCCGGGGGCCCGACGACGGCCCGCCCGCGCGCUGCCCCGUGGGCCCCGUCUCCUCCUGCGCCUCGGCGCCCGCAGAGGCCGCCGGCUCGGUCGGCGCCCUGGCGGCCCGCAUCCGCUCGAUGCAGGCGGCCCGCCAGGGCGGGCCGGGGCGCGCGGAGGGCGCGCCGGCCGUGGCCGCGGCGGCAGCCUCGAGCCCGGCCGAGGAGGAGCGGGCUCCCGCGACGCGGCGCGCCUCGGCCGGGAGCAGGUGGCUGUCGAGGGUGCGGGAGUACACCGGCGCCGCUGCGGGCCGCACGUCGGCGAGCCGGAUAUCCGCGCACUCGGAGUCUGCCGCGGCUGAGGAGCAGCUCCUCGCCAGCAGGCGCCGCCCGCGCGCGGCGGGGCCGGGCACGCUCAGGAUGCUGCGCAGCGGCCUCCUCGGGGACAGCACGUGCACCAUGCUCGAGGAGAGCGACAUCCAGGAGAUCCUCCGCACCAUGGAAUUCUUCGAGUUCGGCCCCGGGGAGGUCGUGAUGAGGGAGGGCGAUUCCGGCAGCCACUUCUUCAUCGCGCAUUCGGGCCAGCUCCAAGUGACCGUGGCCGGCCGGGUGGUCAACACCAUAGAGGCGGGCAAGGCCUUCGGGAGCGCCGCGCUGCUGUACAACUGCCCGCGCGGCGCGACGGUCACCGCUCAGGACGCCUCCGCGGUCUGGGGCGCCAGCGGCCGCCAGUUCCAGGCGGUGGUCAAGGCGAACGCCCAGCGCCAGUUCGCCCAGUACCGCGAGUCCCUCUCCGCGUUCCAGCUCUUCGGGGGCCUCCCGGAGCGGAUCAAGGACCGGGUGAGCGAGGCGGUGUUCGUGGAGGCGUUCGAGGCGGGCGCCCGGGUGGCCACGGAGGGCGAGGUGGCGCGCUGCAUGUACUUCGUGAGGGCCGGGGAGCUGAG
Molecule: messenger RNA, 1995 nt
Organism: Prorocentrum cordatum
Lineage: Eukaryota; Dinophyceae; Prorocentrales; Prorocentraceae
Source: the annotation of a GenBank genome assembly